GUCAGUUCAGACUCCAUUUUGAGUUGACAGAACGGAGCAGGAGGAGAAAAACUGAAGGCUGAGGCAGGACUGACUUCAGAUCAGAAGAUGAGUGAUGUGGAGGAAGAGGAGGACGGAGCAGUGUCUCUAGUAUCCGGCUGUCUGUCUAUGAAGAGUGACUUUUCCAAAGAUGAACCUCCAUUCUUCAGUAAUGAACCUGGACCCUCAGACACAAAACUGACUUCAGAUCAGAAGAUGAGUGAUGUGGAGGAAGAGGAGGACGGAGCAGAGUCUCUAGUAUCAGGCUGUCUGUCUAUGAAGAGUGACUUUUCCAAAGACGAACCUCCAUUCUUCAGUAAUGAACCUGGACCCUCAGACACAAAACUGACUUCAGAUCAGAAGAUGAGUGAUGUGGAGGAAGAGGAGGAUGGAGCACAGUCUCUAGUAUCAGGCUGUCUGUCUAUGAAGAGUGACUUUUCCAAAGACGAACCUCCAUUCUUCAGUAAAGAACCUGGACCCUCAGACACAAAAGAGAGGAAGAUGAGUGAUGUCUCUGAGGAGGAGCAGCCGUCCAGAUCCAGAACCAGAGCUGGACUGCAGUCAGCCGGUCAGACCUGCACUGUACAAAUGAAUGGUGGUCAGUGUGAAUAUAAGAACCGUCUGAAGACGACAUGUGAAUGUGUGACUGAAGGAACUGAUACAAGAAGUGAAACUCCAUUCAACAGGAUCUACACUGGUGUCUACAUCACAGAGGGAUGGAGUGAAGAAGUUAACACCCAACAUGAGGUUUGGCAGCUUGAGUCAGCUUCCAAGAUGGAGACCUUCCAUAAAACUCCAAUCAAGUGCAGUGACAUCUUUAGAGUCUUACCUGAUCAACAAAAACACAUCAGAAUCGUUCUGACUAUCGGUGUCGCUGGCGUUGGAAAAACCUUCCUAGUGCAGAAGUUCUCUCUGGACUGGGCCGAGGGUUUGGAAAACCAAGAUAUCAGUCUGGUGAUCCCUCUUUCGUUCAGGGAGCUGCACUUGAUCAAAGAUGAGCAGUACAGUCUUCUGGAGCUGCUCAGAGUUUUCCAUCCAACGUUGCAGAAGGUCACAGCAGAGCAGCUCGCUGGCUCUAAAGUUCUCUUCAUCUUCGACGGCCUGGAUGAAAGCAGACUUUCACUGGAUUUCAUCAACAAUGAGGUUGUGUCUGAUGUCACACAGAAGUCAUCGGUCAACGCGCUGUUGACAAACCUCAUCGAGGGGAAGCUGCUUCCCUCGGCCCUCGUCUGGAUAACUUCUCGACCUGCGGCAGCCAAUCAGAUCCCUCCUGCGUGUGUUGACAGGGUAACAGAAGUACGAGGCUUCACUGACGACCAGAAGGAGGAGUACUUCAGGAAGAGAGUCAGUGAUGAAGAGCUGUCCAGCAGAAUCAUCUCCCACAUCAAGACAUCCAGGAGCCUCCACAUCAUGUGUCUGAUCCCAGUCUUCUGUUGGAUCACUGCUACAGUUCUGGACCACAUGUUGGCUACAGACCAGAGAGGAGAGCUGCCCAAGACCCUGACUGACAUGUACUCACACUUCCUGCUGGUUCAGACAAAGAGGAAGAAGCAGAAGUAUGCAGAGGGACAUGAGACGAGUCCACAGGAGCUGAUGGAGGCUGACAGGGAAGUUCUUCUGAAGCUGGGGAGGCUGGCGUUUGAACAGCUGGAGAAAGGAAACAUCAUGUUCUACCAAGAAGACCUGGAGCGCUGUGGUCUGGAUGUCACAGAGGCCUCGCUGUACUCAGGAGUUUGUACAGAGAUCUUAAAAAGGGAGAGUGUGAUCUUCCAGAAAACAGUCUACUGCUUUGUUCAUCUGAGCGUUCAGGAGUUUCUGGCUGCAGUCUAUUUCUACCACUGUUACACCAACAGCAACUCGGAGGUACUGAAGGACUUCCUGGAGAAAGACCAGAACAGUGACUCAUUUCAGUAUCUAUCCCUGACUGAGGAUGAUGAUGAUGACAUUGACUCAUCUCUGGAUGUCUUCCUGAAGAGAGCCAUGGAGAAAUCCCUUGAAAGUAAGAAUGGCCACCUGGACCUGUUUGUCCGCUUCCUUCAUGGCCUCUCUCUGGAGUCCAACCAGGGACUCUUAGGAGGCCUGCUGGGUCAGACAGACAACAGUCCAGAAAUCAUCCAGAGAGCCAUCAACAACCUGAAGGAAAUGAGCAGUUAUUAUAGUUCUCCUGACAGAAGCAUCAACAUCUUCCACUGUCUGACGGAGAUGAACGACCACUCAGUCCAUCAGGAGAUCCAAGAGUUCCUGAAGUCCGAGAACAGAUCAGAGAAGAAACUCUCUGAUAUCCACUGCUCAGCUCUGGCCUACAUGCUGCAGAUGUCAGAGGAGGUUCUGGAUGAGUUGGACCUGAGGAAGUACAGCACAUCAGCGGAGGGACGACUGAGACUGAUUCCAGCUGUGAGGAACUGCAGAAAGGCUCUACUUUCUGACUGUGUACUCUCUGAGAAUCACUGUGAAGUUGUGGCCUCAGCUCUGAAGUCCAACCCCUCCCAUCUGAGAGAGCUAGACCUGAGUUUUAACAGGUACAUGAAAGAGUCAGGAGUGGAGCGGCUGCAGGCUGGAUUGAAGAGUCCACACUGUAUACUGGAGAUUCUGAGAUUGACUUACUGCGAGCUGUCCGAUAUCAGCUUUGCGUAUCUAACCUCAGCUCUGAAGGCCAACCCCUCCCAUCUAAGAGAGCUGGAACUGACAGGAAACAGGCUGCAUGAUUUAGGAGUAAAGCAGCUGUGUCAUUUUCUGGAGAGUCCACUCUGUAGACUGGAGACUCUGAGAUUGUGGAGCUGCAGUGUGUCAGAGAUUGGCUGUGCUUCUCUGGCCUCAGCUCUGAAGUCCAACCCUUCCCAUCUGAGAGAGCUGGAGCUGAGUAACAACAAGCUGCAGGAUUCAGGAGUGAAGCUGCUGUCUGAUCUUCUGGAGAAUCCAGACUGUAGACUGAAAGCUCUUAGAUUGAGGGGCUGUGGUUUGUCAGAUAUCAGCUGUUCUUAUCUGACCUCAGCGCUGAACUCCAACCCCUCCCAUCUGAGAGAGCUGGAGCUGGGCUCCAACAAGCUGCAGGAUUCAGGAGUGAAGCAACUGUGUGGUUUUCUGGAGGGUCCAUCUUGUAGACUGGAGUGUCUGAGAUUGUGGGAGUGCAGUUUGUCAGCGAUCAGCUGUGCUUCUCUGGCCUCAGCUCUGAAGUCCAACCCCUCCCAUCUGAGGGAGCUGGACCUGGGCGACAACAAGUUGAAGGAUUCAGAAGUGAAGCUGCUGUCUGAUCUAAAGGAGAGUCCAAACUGUAGACUGGAGACUCUGGAAUGGAAGUGAUCUCAGUGAUUUAAAAGUUGGAUGUGUUGAGACACAAUGUGGAGUCCACCAUCCUCCCUGUGUGUUCCUCUGGAUCUGACAGAGUAUCAUCAGUGUAUCUGGACUGCUCUGCUGUUGCUCUGUCCUUCUACACAGUCUCUGCAGACACACUGAAACUCCUCCACUCCUUCUGCUCCACACUCAACCACCUCCUCCUCCUGGACCUGGGUUUCAGUUCCUUUUUAUUCAUUCAGAUAUUCUGAACUCAAAGUGCCCCUGCAGAUUAGUUCUGUAGAUUACAACAGCUGUAAAUUAACACAUUUAAAUGGAUAUUUCUGCUUUGCUUUCUGUUGCAGCUACACCCUUUGGAACAAUGCUGUAUUGCAGCAAAUUAUCACAUAUUUCUAGAUAACAAUGGAAGUUGAUAUUGCAUGUAUGAAGUUACCUUAUUACCACCAAUACCAGCCAUUUCUUAUAUUAUAACAUAUAUACACAUAUCUGCUUGUAACAAACAGCACCUUAAUGUUUUAUUUUGUAUAUAUUGUUUCAUGUGAACAGAUUAACAUGUAUACAAAACGAUUACAAUUUCACACAGGAAAAUAA
Molecule: messenger RNA, 3900 nt
Organism: Perca fluviatilis (European perch)
Lineage: Eukaryota; Metazoa; Chordata; Actinopteri; Perciformes; Percidae
Product: protein NLRC3-like
Exons: 12
Coding region: 88-3318 (1076 amino acids)
Molecular function (GO): protein binding
Source: RefSeq, a predicted model, not a curated record